Striga hermonthica is the source of this 1263-nucleotide messenger RNA. Lineage: Eukaryota; Viridiplantae; Streptophyta; Magnoliopsida; Lamiales; Orobanchaceae. The record is from the annotation of a GenBank genome assembly.
AUGAACGGUGGAGAUUUGAAUCAGCAGCAACAGAUGCAGCAGCAGCAGCAGCAGUGGGCGGCGAUGCAGCAGUACCAGCAGCAGUGGAUGGCGGUGCAGUACCCGGCCAUGGCGAUGCAGCACCACAUGAUGUACAAUCAGCAUUACGUGCCGUACUACCACCCGCAGCAGCAGCUGCAGCCGCAGUAUCAGCCGGCGCCGAAGCAGAGCAGCAGCGGCGGCGGCGGCGGCCAUCAGAUUCAGAGCUCCGGUGAAGAUAACAGGACGAUCUGGAUCGGGGAUCUCCAGCAGUGGAUGGAUGAGGUUUAUCUCCAUUCGUGCUUUUCUCAAUCUGGAGAGGUUAUCUCGGUCAAGAUAAUCCGCAACAAACAAACGGGUCAAUCCGAGAGGUACGGCUUUGUGGAGCUCGGCUCUCAUGCAGCUGCUGAGAAGGUCCUCCAGAGCUACAACGGCACCCCAAUGCCCAAUGCCGAUCAGCCCUUCCGCCUCAACUGGGCCACCUUCAGUUCCGGCGAGAGGCGGCCCGAUGUGGGCUCGGACCUCUCGAUAUUUGUUGGUGAUCUGGCUAUUGAAGUGACCGAUGCCCUGCUGCUCGAGACGUUCUCCAGCAAGUACCCUUCCGUGAAAGGAGCCAAGGUCGUGAUUGAUGCCACAAGCGGCCGCUCGAAAGGAUAUGGCUUUGUGAGGUUCGGAGAUGAAAACGAGAGGUCCCGAGCCAUUAGUGAGAUGAACGGGGCUUACUGCUCGUCCCGGCCGAUGAGAGUCGGGGUUGCCACUCCCAAGAAACCCAUGCCUCCAGCCCAACAGCAAUAUCCUUCGCAAGCUGUCUUACUAUCUGGUGGAUAUGCGAAUGGCGGUGUGCCGCAUGGGCAGUCUGAUAAUGAUUCAUCUAAUACGACGAUAUUUGUUGGGGGACUUGAUGCUGAUAUCACGGAUGAGGAUCUAAGGCAGUCUUUUGCUCCAUUUGGUGAGGUUUUGUCUGUGAAGAUACCAACUGGAAGGGGGUGCGGUUUUGUGCAGUUUGCAAACCGGAGCAGUGCGGAGGAUGCUAUUCAAAGAUUAAAUGGGACAACCAUUGGGAAGCAGACUGUGCGUCUUUCAUGGGGCCGAAAUAUGGGACCCAAACAGUCGAGGGGGGAUCGUAAUAAUAAUAGUAACUGGAAUGGUGGUUACUAUGGAAGGCAGGGGUACAAUGGGUAUUAUGGAUACGCUCACGGGCCGUCCUCAAAUGGCCAUGGGACCCAACAUCAGCCCGUCAGCUAA